Messenger RNA from Symbiodinium pilosum, 566 nucleotides. Lineage: Eukaryota; Dinophyceae; Suessiales; Symbiodiniaceae. The record is from the annotation of a GenBank genome assembly.
GUGGGCGACUUGCGGGUCAGGUUCCUAUGCACACCAGAAUGCGAUGCUACGGUUGUUGCCGUGCAGUGUCAGAAGGAUCACUUCGAGACCUUCGUCCCUUAUCGGGUCGUUGCCCAGGCACCCUGCGAUGAUGAGCGACAGGAACGGCUCAAGUUGGUUGAGGAGGGCGACAAGACUUGGAGGGAGGUGCGCCGAGAUGGAACGUGCUGCACAGGUGGAGUGGCAACUUGCUGCUGCUGCCCCUGCAAUACGCUUGCGUGCCUGACAUCACAGGAGGUCGUCACUGAGGAGAUCUUCUACGUGUCAGAUUCCAUGGAUCCGCCAGACAAGCCGUUCCGCAGGGCGGUAUCGCGCAACCCUGUACUGCUGUGGAAUUGGCGAUUGUUGGGCUGGCUUCUCACGUACUUUUCCUUGCAUUUCGCUUUCCCAGUCCUGGACAAUGUCUUCCGUGGCUUGGGGCUUGAAAGGCUCCCAGCCGCGUUGAACAUGCUUAUGCUCACACUGAUUAUGUGGGCCUUGGUCGUCGCAGCUGCCUACGCUUGCUAUCGCCCAAGCAUGGGGAUCAA